GCAGCUUGCAACCUGGCCAACGGGUGGCCCCAGUGCCGAUGGGGAAAUUUCACAAAAUUUGUCAACAAGGUUUGGAUGUGCUGCUUGUCCCUCUGGACUGGGCCCAGUGCCAGUGGUGCCCGGGGCUCUACCGAAUCGCCGACGACACGACAAGGGCCAGCCCAGCUAAGGCGGGAUCCGCGAGAGGGCCGCCAGAGCCAGGGCAGCAGCAGUCUCGAUCUGGCUGCAGCUGCAAUCUGGUCUCGCCGUGUUUGUCGAGGGUGCAAAUUAUCCUGUCCCAUCCAAGACUUUGGAUCUGGUCUUGUCCUCCUCCCCCCUACCCGUACUUGGUCCGUACUUGCACGCAUCAUCCUUAGACGGCCGCACAACUUGCCAACAUGUCGCAGAGAUACUCACUCCGCCAGACGCCUCGGAAGAAGGAGCCUUUCGACGGCAUGGUCGAGACCCCUGGUCGCCGCGUAUCCAGCAGACGCAAGACCCCUCUCCUUGACACGUCCGAUGCCGACGGCGACUCGAGCUCUGCCGCCGAGACCACCUCCCUGCGCACGCGAUCCCUGCGCAAGCGCGGCGUGCCCAAGUUCACCGAGCACUUGGACGACGACAACCUGCCAACGUCGAGUGUGCUGCUGGACGCCACCACCCUGCCCCGGUCCGUCGUGGACGACAGGCGUGACGUUGACGAGGACGUGAAGCCCAAGAUCGCGCCCAAUGGCCACGCCGAGACCGUCAAUGGCAAGGUCAACGGCAAGGCCAACGGCGCCAACGGCCAUGCUGAUGGCGCCAAUGGCAAGGUGGUGGCCGAGGACAAGGUCGUGGACGGCUGGAAGCCCGGCAUGGACCCCAAGAUCGACUACUCGGGCACCCUCGAGUUCGGCGGCUCCCUGGGCGUGUCGGCCAUGAUGAUCGGCUUCCCCCUCCUCAUGUGGUACAUGUGGAUCGGCGCCACGUACUACGACGGCAAGUUCCCCACGCGCGCAGAGGGCCAGGGCUGGGCCGACUUCUUCUCGCACCUCGGCCACCUCGUCUACACCGGCGCCUACCCCCACGCGAGGGCCUGGGCCACCUACUGGAUCUUUGGCGCCUUCGAGGUCGUCCUCUACUUCGUCGCGCCCGGCGUCUACGCCUACGGGAAGCCCCUGCCCCACGAGGGCGGCAAGCAGCUCAAGUACUACUGCUCCGGCUUCGUCUCGCUCUACAUCACCCUGGCCGUCGCCGCCGUCCUGCACGUCACCGGCACCUACAGGCUCUCCGCCAUCAUCGACGAGUUCGGCCCGCUGCUGUCCGUCUCCAUCCUGUCGGGCUACCUCGUCGCCAUCGUCGCCUACGUCUCCGCCAUCGCCCGCGGCGCCCAGCACCGCAUGACCGGCUACCCCAUCUACGACUUCUUCAUGGGCGCCGAGCUCAACCCGCGCAUGUUCGGCAUCCUCGACUUCAAGAUGUUCUUCGAGGUCCGCCUGCCCUGGUACAUCCUGCUGCUGCUGAGCGUCAGCAACGCCGUGCGCCAGUACGAGCGCUACGGCUACGUCUCGGGCGAGGUCAUGUUCCUCGUCAUGGCCCACUGGCUCUACGCCAACGCCUGCAGCAAGGGCGAGGAGCUCAUCGUCACCACCUGGGACAUGUACUACGAGAAGUGGGGCUUCAUGCUCAUCUUCUGGAACAUGUCCGGCGUGCCCCUCUCCUACUGCCACUGCAUCAUCUACCUCGCCAACCACCACCCGGACGAGUACCGCUGGAACCGCGCCCUCCUCGCCGGCCUCUUCGCCUCCUACCUCUUCGUCUACUGGGUCUGGGACAGCUGCAACGGCCAGAAGAACAGCUUCCGCUCCAUGGAGAGGGGCACCUACACCAAGCGCAACACCUUCCCCCAGGUCCCCUGGCAGUCCAUCAAGAACCCGCGCAAGAUCCCCACCGCGACCGGCGACUCCCUCUUCGUCGACGGCUGGUACGGCAAGGCCCGCAAGGUGCACUACACGUGCGACGCCUUCUUCGCCAUCUGCUGGGGCCUCAUCACCGGCUUCAGGAGCCCCUUCCCCUGGUUCUACCCCUUCUUCUUCUGCUGCAUGAUCGCCCACCGCGCCAUGAGGGACAUCGAGAGGUGCAGGGAGAAGUACGGCGACGCGUGGAAGGAGUACGAGAGGCAGGUGCCCUACCUGUUCAUCCCCUACGUCAUCUAGACGCCGUCAAGUUAUGGUGUAUGUUGUGUUGUGUUGUCUGUCUAUGCGUAACAAGGCAGCCAGCAAGCCGGCCCUGGCGUGAUCCCGUUGCACAUGUUCGUUUCGACCUGUACAUAUAGUUCCGGAAUUCAGUACUCGUCUUUUUUAAUUAUUGCAUAAGGCAAAAGAGCUUCGGGUCGCGAGGGGGAGAAAAAAAGGGCGGCAGACAUUCUUGGGGGAAAAGCAGGUUGGGCUUGAAACUUUGUGUUGCGUGCGGCGCUUUUCAAUGGGGGGACGGAUGGUAUCUUCGGGGGACAGGCAGGAUAAAGCAGCACAUAUAUAUAUAUAUAUAUAUAUGCAUGUGGUUGGUCUGUACUGGUGUCCCCUAUACAUACAUCCAUCCUGGUGGGACGCCGCCGGCGGCUGCAGUUGCGACGAUCAGGGGCCCCGGGUCAUCUUUAUCUUGAUGUCCUGGCUGGCACUGCCGUAUAUAAUGAGUGUAUAACUUAUGCGUUGUGCGAGUCUCUUAUGUGGUAGCAAACUGAACAGCAAAUGGGAUGACGAUGCUUUGCCUCCCGUCAUCCUCAUCAGUCUUUGA
This is a messenger RNA of Diaporthe batatas, 2751 nucleotides long. RefSeq lists its product as uncharacterized. The transcript is spliced from 3 exons. Bases 378 to 2174 code for a protein of 598 amino acids. NCBI's taxonomy places the organism in Eukaryota, Fungi, Ascomycota, Sordariomycetes, Diaporthales, Diaporthaceae. Gene Ontology annotation, molecular function: Delta24(24-1) sterol reductase activity. Gene Ontology annotation, biological process: ergosterol biosynthetic process. Gene Ontology annotation, cellular component: endoplasmic reticulum membrane. The record is from RefSeq and is a predicted model, not a curated record.